CUCCCCCCGAAGUCCUGGAGAACAUGCAAAACACCUCGUCCCUCCCCGUCCUGGAGGGCCAGGCUCUGCGGCUGCUCUGUGCUGCUGACGUCAACCCCCCUGCACACCUGAGCUGGUUCCAGGGGACCCCAGCCCUGAACGCCACCCCCAUCUCCAGCACCGAGAUCCUGGAGCUGCCUCGGGUCCAAAUGGAGCACGAAGGGGAAUUCACCUGCCGCGCCCAGCACCCCCUGGGCUCCCUGCACGUCUCUCUGAGCCUCUCUGUGCACUACCCCCCGCAGCUGCUGGGCCCCUCCUGCUCCUGGGAGGCCGAGGGGCUGCGCUGCAGCUGCUGCUCCCGAGCCCAGCCGGCCGCCUCCCUGCGCUGGCGGCUCGGGGAGGGGCUGUGGGAGGGGAACGGCAGCCACGACCCCUUCACGGCCACCCCCAGCUCAGCCGGGCCCUGGGCCAACAGCUCCCUGAACCUCCGAGGGGAGCUCAGCUCCGGCCUCAGGCUCAGCUGCGAGGCCCGGAAUGUCCACGGGACCCGGAGCGGCACCGUCCUGCUGCUGCCAGGAAAGUCAGUCUUGGGGGCCGGAGUGGUUCCUGCGGCCCUGGCAGGUGCUGGUGCCAUGGCCUUGUUCUCCGUCUGUGUGUGCCUCACCUUCUUCUGCGUGUGA
Messenger RNA from Propithecus coquereli (Coquerel's sifaka), 659 nucleotides. Its product is annotated as sialic acid-binding Ig-like lectin 5. Gene Ontology annotation, cellular component: plasma membrane. The record is from RefSeq and is a predicted model, not a curated record. The coding region runs from base 24 to 659 and encodes 211 amino acids. Gene Ontology annotation, biological process: cell adhesion. Lineage: Eukaryota; Metazoa; Chordata; Mammalia; Primates; Indriidae. The transcript is spliced from 3 exons. Gene Ontology annotation, molecular function: sialic acid binding.